AGCAACCUUUCAUCUCUCACUCUUGAGUUCACUGCCUUGGUCGAGCUCAACCUUCAACCCUGUCAAUGGCGUCUUCUGAAGAAACGAGUUUUGGUGAAAGGGUCUCCGAAAAGGUUCUCUCUCUGUACACUUCUCUUCCCAAGAAAGGCAAACCUCAAGGCCGUGAAGUCACCGUUUUGGCUGCUUUCCUUCUCUCUUCUCCUUCCAAUGAGUUGAAGGUUGUUGCACUAGGAACAGGAACUAAGUGUAUUGGACGUUCUCUCUUACGCCCUUAUGGUGAUGUUGUUCAUGAUUCUCAUGCUGAAGUUAUAGCUAGAAGAGCAUUGAUGAGGUUCUUCUAUACACAGAUUCAACAUCUUACUGAAACUAGUAGUAACCGUGAGUGUACCAAUGGGGGAAAACGAUUCAAAAUUGAUGAUGGCAACUUAGUAUUCGAGUUGGACUCAGGGUCAGGGUGCCUUAAUAAAGCAAAAUAUACCAUGAGAAGGGGUUGGAAAUUACAUAUGUACAUAUCACAAUUACCAUGUGGAGAUGCAUCGUUGAGCUCGCUUGUCCCUUCUCUGGAAACUGCGGCUUUAGGAGAAAGUGGUUCACCUUUGGUUAAUGGUUUGAAACAAAAGGGGAUGGUCCAGAGGAAGCCAGGUCGUGGUGAUACAACUCUUUCAGUUAGUUGCUCUGACAAGAUAGCCCGUUGGAAUGUUGUUGGUGUUCAAGGAGCUUUGCUUUCCUACUUUCUUCAACCUGUAUAUCUUUCUUCAAUUACUGUCGGUCUGCCUCAUAACAGUCCUGAAAAUUUUCAGUUUGAGGAUAAUUUGAAAAGAGCUUUGUAUGAUCAUAUCCGAUCCAUGUCUAAUGAGCUAACAUCUCCAUUUCUAGUGAGCCAGCCGCUAUUUCAAGCUGCCCCAGUUCCACCAAAGGACUUUCAGCAAUCUGAGAGUGCUGCCAACACUUUAACAUGCGGAUAUUCCAUAUGUUGGAAUGGGUGUGGGUUGCAUGAAGUUAUACUGGGAACUACCGGAAGAAAGCAAGGUACCUCUGCAAAAGGAGCACUCUACCCAUCAUCAGAGUCAUCUUUAUGCAAAAAGAGGCUGUUAGAGGUCUUCUUGUCAUUGAGGCAGGGGUGCUUGACCACUUGUCUGGAAAAGGGGAUUACAUAUCGAGAACUUAAGGACGGGGCUGAAGAAUACCAUCUAGCUUCUAAAUUUUUUAAAGGGAAGCCACCUUUUAGCAACUGGUUCUUGAAACCCUUGGACUGUGAGACAUUUCCCAUUUCAGAAUAGUGCAUUAGUGAUUAGUGCAUUUAGUUAUCUGUCUAUAA
This is a messenger RNA of Lotus japonicus, 1318 nucleotides long. Its product is annotated as tRNA-specific adenosine deaminase TAD1. The coding region runs from base 66 to 1280 and encodes 404 amino acids. Gene Ontology annotation, biological process: RNA processing; adenosine to inosine editing. The transcript has 10 exons. The record is from RefSeq and is a predicted model, not a curated record. Gene Ontology annotation, cellular component: cytoplasm; nucleolus. NCBI's taxonomy places the organism in Eukaryota, Viridiplantae, Streptophyta, Magnoliopsida, Fabales, Fabaceae. Gene Ontology annotation, molecular function: double-stranded RNA adenosine deaminase activity; tRNA-specific adenosine deaminase activity; double-stranded RNA binding.